GGACAUAGCUGCAUAAAUUAACAUGGCGACCAGCACGAGAAGGGAACGGUUCCCUUAGACUUUCUUCCAAUUUUCGUCCUAAUGUAGAGUCUCGGUGAGCCUAAAAGCCAAAAUGUCGGACCAUAGCGGUCAGGAACCGUCCAUGGAGGAUCUUAAAAGAGAGAUCGAACGUCUCCAAUCGGAAUUAUCGGAAACCACGACGGAAAAACUUCAGGCCGCAGAAUAUGGUUUGGCCGUGUUGGAGGAAAAACAACGUCUUCAGCAGCAGGUCGAGGAAAUCGAGGCUCACAGUGAGACUAUCAAGCAUGAACUCGAUUGUGCCAAAGAGGCCUUGAACAAACACCAGGACACCUUUCGCAAGCAGCAGAAAAGUGGAAUACACCAGGAGGACAGUUUUCUGCUGGAGACUGCCACACGGGAAGAAAGUUACAAAUCUGUGAUUUUAGACCUAGAAACAGAACUAAAGACAUGUAAACAAGCAUUGGAAAGAUUUGGGGGCGAAAACGAACGAUUAAACUCGGCAGUACAAGAGCUCCAACAAGGUUCCGAUUCUCUCGAAGAGCAAAGACGCCAAUACAAAAAUGAACUGCGGGAAUAUAAGAUUCGAGAGAAUCGGAACCUGGUUGAUUAUGCUGAGUUGGAGGAUGAAAAUAUCUCGUUACAAAAACAAGUAUCGCAGUUAAAGCAGGGACAAGUUGAAUAUGAAGGGAUGAAACAUGAAAUCAAACGCCUCCAGGAGGAGGCCGAUGACCUCCAUAUUCAAUUAGAAGAUGCAAUGGGCCUCAAACGAAUAGUUGAAAAAAAUCUUGACGAGGCACUGAACUCACUUAAGCAUGAGCGAGAACAAAAGCAUGCUUAUAAGAAGGAACUUGAUCAGCGGUUGAGCCAGGAGUCCAUGUUUAAUCUCAGCAACCUGGCUCAUUUUGGAGGACUUAGUGAGGGCCUCCGAGAUCUUGUUCCAAACCAUCAUGAGUUUGAGGAUGAUACUGAGGAGGGAGAACAAAACAAUCCCGCCCUGAAACGGAUUGAGGCGGACUUCAAACAGGACGAGACAAAAUCACCAGUAAAACCAGGCCCAGGCAAAGUGAACGAUAUUCUCAGUGAAAUUCAGGAAAAUGAAGUGAAAAAGUUGGAACAGAUGUUGAAUCAGAGUGAAAAUGAAAAGUUAGAACUUCAGUCGGCUCUUGAUGAGGCCCAGAAGUUGAUACAGGACACACAGACAGAUUUAGUAGAACAGAAACAUAGGGCUGAUCAGCUCAAAUCACAGAUAAGUACUUUAAUACAAGGAGAAUCUCAGGGGACAUUUGCCAAAAACGGGAGUCCCGGGGAAAACAAAUACUCAAACGCCCUACAGGAGAUUAACAGCUUACAUGAGGAACUGAGCCGUCUACAGGAACGGAGUCAGCUAGGAGGGGUGAAAGCUGACAAGAGCAUAGAAGAGGCCAUUGAGGCUAUGAAGAACAAGUGUAACGGUUACCAUGACACCAUCAUUGACCUUGGUAAGGAUCUCAAGGCCAUGUCUCUGGCCGCUGGUGAGGCACAGGGCAGCCUCACCACUACACAGGAUGAACUGGUCAGGGUUACAGAGGAGCUUGCACAAUUGUAUCACUUGGUUUGUGAGGUCAGCGGAGAAACUCCGAGCCGUGUUAUGCUCGAUCACGUGAAAUCAGCAGCCAUGAUGUCACGACAGGAUCGAGAGAGCAGUGAAGAAAAAGAGGACAAAGAAGGCACGGAGAAAUCAGCAAAACUGAAAUCCAAAUCCAAAAAGGACGUUGUAAAUGGUGACAUUAAGGGCGACCCGAUUUCUUGUUACAAACUGACUGAAACCAUCAUUGACCAGGUGAAAUACCUAAAACGUGGCGUGGAACACCUGAUGGAGGUGUCGCAGCAACGAUCAGUCGACACGGAGAACCAAGAUGUCCAGGAGCUCCAGGAACAGGUGGUCAAACUGAAGGCCAUGCUGUCCACCAAACGGGAACAGAUCGCCACGCUCCGUAGCGUGUUGAAAGCCAACAAAUCUGCUGCAGAAGUUGCGCUGGCUAAUCUUAAACAGAAAUACCUCACCGAAAAGGUCAUUGUCACGGAAACCAUGGUGAAAUUGAGAAAUGAACUCAAAGCACUCAAGGAAGAUGCUGCUACUUUUGCGUCACUGCGGGCCAUGUUUGCUCAGAGGUGUGACGAAUAUGUUACUCAGCUGGAUGAAAUGCAACGUCAACUGGCAAGCGCAGAGGAGGAAAAGAAAACACUGAACUCCCUGUUGAGGAUGGCAAUACAGCAGAAAUUGACCUUGACACAGAGGAUGGAGGACCUAGAGUUCGACAGAGAACGUCGCAACAUGCGCCGCCAAGGUGGGGGCGGCGGUGGUGGUGGCGGUGGUGGCCGAAGUAAAAUGGGGGCUUCCAAAGUAAGUCGCAACUACAAUCCAUAUCAUGAAGAGUCGUAUGACCGUUACAGUGGGUCAGGUCGCUCACACCAUCAUAACAAGAGAGACUAUUAGACACUUUUCCACCAGGCUCACACACACGUGCUGACAGGAACGCCAUAGCAACAGCCUCGUGUAUCUACCAUACCAAAGAUCUUCCUUCCUUCCUCGUUUACAAGGUCAAGGUCAACAAAGACGGACCCAGUGGCGGAGGCACUCAGAGAAUGAUCUCCGUGACGAGGAUCGCCAAGGAAGUACCUGCAACAUCUAUAUGUUGGAAUUUUUGACAGACAAUUUACUCACGCUGUGACAGGGGGAUUGGUGUAGGAACCAAAUACCCCAAAGUCACUGAAUAUGUCCUCCAGACAGAACCUAAAACAGUUCUGAUGGCUGGUCACAAAGACCAUUGUAAUUUAUACCAAUCUUGUUGUCUCAAACUAUUAAUCAUGUUUUGAAAAAUAAACAACAUUUGUAUAAGUCAUAAAAGAAGUAAUGUCAUUAAGUAAAAAUAAUUAGUUGUGUAAAUUAAAAUUCUAGUAUAAGAAUUGAGUGAAACUUCAUUCCAAAUUGUAAAGGAAUAUUAUCAUUGUACACAUAUUGCUGAUGAUAUUAUCGAUAAAUAAUUAAUUAUACAUAUAUAUUUGUAUAUCUGUAAAUGUAUCCUAACAAGAUUGGAAUGUUUACAAGGGCUUGGAUUAGUGUAUGAAGGUUGUAUAAAGACAAGAAUUAGUAUUAACUCAUCCACUCCUGAAGACACAUUUGAACCCUUCCAAGUCAAAGGUUGGAAUAGUUCAUUAUGAAAUUUCAGGGGUGAAUGAGUUUAAGUUUGUAUAAAGACAAUGGUAUAUGGAUGUGAAUGACUAGUUUGUGACAUGUCAGUACCGGUUUAUGUAUCCAGCCAUCCUAUUUGUGCUGAGGAAUUAUCAUAAUUUACUUAAGUGGUGACCUUUCACUGGUUGGUGACCUUUCAAUGGUUGGUGACCUUUCAAUGGUUGGUGACCUUUCAAUGGUUGGUGACCUUUCAAUGGUUGGUGACCUUUCACUGGUUGGUGACCUUUUAAUGAAGGAGAUUUCCUCAACAUUCUCUCGCUUUAAUACUUUGUAAAUUAUUUAUUUUCUUUCACUAUUAUAGUACCAAACGGUAUUUGAAAAUUGAUUCCACUUUCUACAAAUGAACAUUAGACAGAUUUCCAAAACUUUCAUUUGUACUUUCAACUGUGGUUUUAACUUAAAUUUCAGAUGUGUUACGAUAAAUUGACAAAAAUUUAAAUCAUUAUUAAAUUUUAAUGAAACUUUUGAAAAAUACAAAAAAUGAAAUACUAAAUGAUAUUUAAAUGAAUUUGAUUUUUAUCUCAACUGUUCAGAGUUUGAGCAUCAUUUUUCAUAUUUUUUUCUUACUGGAUUUUUUUUUGUUAGAAGAUGUUAUAAGUGCUGUGAUAUCUCACUCAAGUUCAUAUCUAAUGUCCGAGACAAACUAUUUCAGUAUUUGUCAAAACAGAUGGGAUCUGCAAUUUUUACCGCUUUUAUUUUGUAAUUUAAUCAUUUGUGCCAGUGAGGAACAUUGACUUCUCAAUAUAAUUGUGUUCAAAGAAUCUGUUCACAUCAAAAUAUUUCCUAGCUAUACCUCACACUGUGUAUAUAGAUUUAUUAUAAUGUAGUCAAAAUAUAACAUUAGACAGUAUACUAUGCUAGUCCUUUUAUUUAUUAUUUUUAUGGAAGAACAUUUUUGUUUUCCUUGUGGAUAAUUUAAUUGUUCAGACAUCAAAGUUUUAAGUUUUUAUAACCGCUGUAUCCCAUUUUAAAAGACAACAUAGAUAUACUAAUAAUUUUGCAUCAUAGCAUCUCAGUGUUAUAAGGGAGGCCACUCUAAAAGGGGAGCUAACCCUUGCCUUUGGUGCUAGGCCAUUGUCACUCAUCCCAGAUUGAGUUUUGUGCCAGAGUUGUCUGGACACGCUGUCGGGCAUAGCUUUGAUAUUAUUGAUUAGUGAGAGCAUUACUACCAAUCAUUCUGUCCAGCUGGAUAAUGUAAUUAUCAUUGAUGAAUGUUGUAUUCAUCUGUCUAUCACCUUUUACAUGUGCUGGAGCAUUUUGUUUAAAAUCUGCAAUAAAAAAUAUAUAACACUA
Molecule: messenger RNA, 4546 nt
Organism: Mizuhopecten yessoensis (Yesso scallop)
Lineage: Eukaryota; Metazoa; Mollusca; Bivalvia; Pectinida; Pectinidae
Product: protein bicaudal D-like
Exons: 3
Coding region: 113-2497 (794 amino acids)
Biological process (GO): regulation of microtubule cytoskeleton organization; protein localization to organelle; microtubule anchoring at microtubule organizing center
Cellular component (GO): Golgi apparatus; cytosol
Molecular function (GO): dynactin binding; cytoskeletal adaptor activity; dynein complex binding
Source: RefSeq, a predicted model, not a curated record